Podospora bellae-mahoneyi is the source of this 2084-nucleotide messenger RNA. RefSeq names its product RNA polymerase II mediator complex subunit (gene NUT2). Gene Ontology annotation, molecular function: transcription coregulator activity. Gene Ontology annotation, biological process: positive regulation of transcription by RNA polymerase II. Gene Ontology annotation, cellular component: mediator complex. Bases 1623 to 2084 code for a protein of 153 amino acids. NCBI's taxonomy places the organism in Eukaryota, Fungi, Ascomycota, Sordariomycetes, Sordariales, Podosporaceae. The transcript is spliced from 3 exons. The record is from RefSeq and is a predicted model, not a curated record.
GGCACCACCGACAACAUCCUUGCCCAUGAGCGCGAUUGGUAUUGUCUUGGACUGAAUUGGCGUGGGCUUUGUGAAUCCGACCGAGUUCAGACCCUUGAGAAUAGGACGGGAAAGCGACAUGUCGAGGAAGGAACUGUGGACGCCCUUUUCUUGCUUGACGUCGUCCUCAUCAGCAAAGAACUCUUUCCUCUUAGCAGCCUCCUCGGCAUCUUCUUCAUCGUUUUCGGAUUCCGAGUCUUUCUCGUCGUCGGGGUGAUUGAUGGGUGUCGCGACCGAGUCAUUGUCCGAAGCAGCAUCGUCGUCGUCGUCGGCCUCGCCAUCCUUCUCCUCGUCCUCAUCCUCAGAAUCGGAACCGUCUUUUGGCUCCUCCGCCUCCUCCUCCUCGACAUCAGACCCCACGCCCAUACCAAAGCCAUCCUCCGCCAACACCUCAUCAUCAUCGUCGUCAAGGUCCACUUCCGCCAUCUCCUCAUCCUCUUCUUCCACUUCCUCCUCCUUCUCCUUCUUCUUCCCAGCCUUGGCCUCCUUCUUCGCCCUCCUCCUCUCAAUGAUAGCAUCCAAAUCAACCAUAACCUUAUUCUCGCCCCCCUUGAGCAUAUUCUUCUUCGCAUCGUCAAAACCCCAUGCGCCGUCGAAUUCUUCCCCAAAGUCGUUCACACCUUCGAGCGCAAACUCAAAGUCGGAAUCCAUAGCGCCAUCAUCCCAAACAGCCUCCUUGUCGUCCUUCUCCUCCUCUUCUUCCUCAUCCUCCCCCUCCUGUCGUUGUUGCUUCUUCCCCUUCUUGCCCUUUUUCUCCUUCUUCACAGUCUUGGUCUUCUUUUUUGGCCGAGCGGCGGCGGCGGCAACCUCGACGUCCUCCUCCUCGUUUGGGAUUUCCUCAUUGUCAGAAAUGGUGAGGAUGAAGUCGUCGUCGACGGUUUUUCUCUUCUUUUGAACGGGCGCCAUUUUGGGGGUGUGAAAUUGGAUUUUUUUUGCCCGGUUUUGGCUUGGUCGGAACAGUGUUUGGAGAUGCUGCGAAAGACUUGUUGCUGCAAGGUCAAUUGCUGGUGGGGCUGAGUUGUUCAAAAAUUUGGGACAGGGAACUUUUUCUGCCGGGCGGUGGGGCGAUAAGAUGGUUGGGCGUGGGUGAUAAGACCUAUACCUGGAAUUUGCUACCAAUUGCUUUCCAAAUUGCAAAGGGGGCAAUGAAAAAUAAACAACCUCUAUUUGAAUGCACCGAGUCUUCUUAUUCAGGAACCGCAAAUUGUGUGCGACAAGUUGUGAGCUCGUUUUGGAAAAGAUUCCUCACCUCGAAUUCAAAGAUCAGUCUCCACUGUAGCUCGCCGCUCAGACCCGCUAACAGCGCAAGGCUGGGCGUCCCCACAGCAGCUCGCCCCACCUGGCGCGCACGCGCAUCAUUGUUCACUGACAGAGCGUCCAGCCUCUCUCUCAACUCAUUCCAGAGAUCAUCACCAACUUAACUUUCCAGUACACCCACCACAAACAACGUCGCGCAACCAAGCUUUUCCCCCUUCCCACUGUCAAAAUCAAUCAACAUCAACUCCCACCAGUCUCUCAACUCUCCCCCCGUCUUUUAACCCACCUAUUUUCCGCUCGACCACACCACUUCCCAUUUGGCCAAGAUGGCACCCGUAACCUCCGACCUCCCCCAAGUCCAAGACUCCGUCUCAACAACCCUAACCCUCCUCUUCCAAACCCUAACCAACAUCUCCCUCUACGACUCCGCCGGCCGCCCCUCCGCCCCGGUCCUAGCAUCCGACCUCACAGCCCUAGACGACUCACUCCUCAAACCAACGCCCUCCCCCUCCGCCGUGCCCGGCAUCCCCCUCCCCCUCAUGGAAUACGUCGAAAACGGGCGAAACCCCGACAUCUACACCAGAGAAUUCGUCGAGCUGGUCAGGAGGUUGAACCAUCUCACCAGAGGCAAGAUGCACGCCUUUCGAGAUUUCAGGGAUGUCCUCGCGAGAGAGAUGGCGGCGGCUAUGCCUGAGGUGAAGGAGGAUGCGAUGAGGGUGGUGGAGGAGACGGGAGGGAAGGGGCCGGUUUUGUUGGGAGACGAGGAGGGGAAGACGGAGGGGAGGUGA